Ceutorhynchus assimilis (cabbage seed weevil) is the source of this 2223-nucleotide messenger RNA. Lineage: Eukaryota; Metazoa; Arthropoda; Insecta; Coleoptera; Curculionidae. The record is from the annotation of a GenBank genome assembly.
CUGCCACGGUACUCGGUAGUACGGAAUUUCCUUAAGUUAAUCCAGUGAUAAACAGGUUUCGAUAUCUUGUGUUUCAUAUUGUUUAUUUAUAUGUGUAUUCGGUUCCUCCGUGAUCUUUUCGGGUAUUUUUUGAACUUUUCUAGAUAUUUAUAGUAAUUAUUUUUUAAAUGACUUCAGAAAGAACUGAAUCGUGAUUUUGUUUAUAACCAUUUUGGAUAUCAAUAAUUAAAGUGAACACUAUACCAAACAAUGUUAGUUCGAAUUAUAACCUUAUAUUCACUGGUUAUAAGCAUUGUUUACGGUCAAGUGAUCAGCCAAUUGAAAUCUCCAUGUCCGGAAGUGUUCAAGUACGAGCAAAGAAGUGCUGAACAACCGGACAGGUGGUUCGGGGUAGUGACAGUCGGUACCGACGAAGAUCUGGAAGGUGUAUGGCUCAAAAUCGUAAUGGAUAGGAAAGUUGACUUGCUAGGGAAUUGGUUUGCCGAAGCUGUAUCGAAAGACAACAUUGAGUUUUCGAUAAGAAACAGUCAGUACAAAUUAGAAGCUGGCCCUCCUGUCCUAAUACGAUUUUUUGUGAAGUAUAAUGUGGCAGGCGUCGUUCCUACAGUAAAGAAAAUUUUAUUAAACGGCAAAACCAUUUGUCCGAUUCCAAGAUCGGAGCCCACCAAACCAGUACUACACAUAACCGUUGAAAAACCGAAUACGAGCAGCGAAACAAGCGAAAAUUAUUACAAUCAGCCAAGCCAUAACUACAACGAUCAUUCCUAUAAUCAAAACAACGAACAAUCCUAUAAUCAAAACAACCAACAAUCACAUAAUCACAACCGCGAAACCGACGUUGAUAAUGACCGUUUUCCUAAUUCACAAGAAGUUUCGUUGAGUUCCAAAGCCACCACUCACCGACCAAUGGUAACACGGACAACCGAUAGACCCUACAGUACCAGUACACAGCAAUCUCAAAACAGGCCCCUAAGCAAUAUCGAUAAUGAUAAUGAUGAUGAUGACGAUGACUUUUACCAAGGCGAUUUUCCAACGCUCAUUACAAGUAAACGACCUAAUUCCAGACCCACUCCCAUGCCGAUACCUAGAAGAUCUGCUCAGUGCGGUACUGUCCUGCAAAGGCCCACUCCUUUGAUCAGUCACGGACAGGAAACUACUCCUGGUCAGUGGCCUUGGCAUGUUGCCCUUUAUCUGAACCUUGCCCGUGUCGCCACUGUGACAGAACUGAAGUAUACAUGCGGAGGAACACUGAUUUCGGCCAGCCACGUGAUAACCGCUGCUCAUUGCGUUACCAAACAAAAAUCAUCUGCACCGGCUCGAAAGGAGAAACUUGUUAUUUAUCUAGGAAAACACAAUUUGGAAAACUUCGGGUCUGAGAUGCAAAUUCGUCAAAUCGACGAAAUUCUAGUUCACCCCAACUUCAGUUCGACGACUUAUUACAACGACAUCGCUAUUCUGAAAUUGAAUUCGCCAGCUGAAAUUAACGACUACGUCAGACCCUGUUGUCUAUGGGAAGGAGAAACUAAUAUCGAACGACUUGUGGGACAAAGAGGCACAGUAGUUGGCUGGGGAUACAACGAAAGUGGCGAGCUAUCAAAAAAUUUGAUGCAAACUGAACUACCUAUAGUGUCCACGGCGACAUGUCUGUUUUCCAACAGAAAUUUCUUCUCCCAAUUCAUGACAAAUGAGAACUUUUGUGUCGGAUUUAGGAACGAUACUGCGGUGUGUAACGGAGAUUCAGGAGGAGGUAUGGUAUUCAAGAGACCAGGAACCUCAGGCGAAAAUACAAUUUGGCAGCUACGAGGCCUAGUUUCGCUCGGCGUUGUGAAGCAAACGCAAACUAUCUGUGAUCCGAAACAAUAUUCGAUAUUUACCGAUGUGGCAAAGUAUCUGAGCUGGAUAAAGGAUAAUAUUUAUUAGAAGUUGAAACUAUAUUGUGGCUGGCUAUACACCCUUUUUUUUGGACCCUUCGGCUAAAAAAAAAUACCUACUCUUAUGGGUAGUUAAGCUCAAUAGACUUUUUUGUUUGAACUGAAUAUUUUGUAUGACUUAUUUUUAAGUAUUUUAUCACAUUUGUUUGCAUUAAAUUCAAUAUUGGAAUAGGACGACGUUAAAACUUGUAGAAAUUAAUGUGGCUAAUGUAGGUAUAAAUAAAAUAAGGUAAAUGCAUUUUUGUAUCUUAUAAAUUUAAAUUAUUUUUAAUAAAAAUUCAUUCAAUUCGAA